GUCACUGUCUAGCAAUCGUCUAACCUAUCCCUAGUAUUAGUCAUCAGUGCAACGUAAUGUAGCUAGCAUUUUCAUUUCACAGCCAAACAACAGUCUACAAAAGUCUGGAACACAACAAUCAUGGCCUCUCGUGGGAAAUCAGAAACCAGCAAACUGAAACAGAACAUGGAGGAACAGCUGGAUCGGUUAAUGCAACAGCUUCAGGAUCUGGAAGAAUGCAGAGAAGAUCUUGACGACACAGAAUAUGAGGAAACCAAAAGUGAAACGUUGGAACAAUUAAAUGAAUUUAACGAGUCACUGAAGAAACUCAUGUCUGGAAACAUGACCCUGGUUGAUGAGCUUGACGGAAUGCAACUGGCAAUACAAGCUGCCAUCAGCCAGGCAUUCAAGACCCCUGAAGUUAUCAGGCUCUUUGCAAAGAAGCAGCCGGGGCAACUGAGGACAAGGUUGGCUGAGAUGGAUCGUGAUGUGAUUGUGGGAAAGCUUGCACGGGAUGUCUACACACAACAGAAAGUGGAGAUCCUCUCAGCCUUGAGAAAACUGGGGGAGAAGCUCACUGCAGAGGAUGAGGCUUUCCUAGCAACCAACGCCAGUGCCACACUCAGCCAGUUUGAAAAGGUUACUGCCAACCUAGGAUCUGAAGACAAGAUAAUGGCAUUGGCUAGCUCUGGUGUGGAGAAAACUAAGGCAUAGCUGCUUGGUAUACAGCUGGACAUUCUAGUAUUUUUUUGUACAGGUUGUAAGUGAUUUUUAUUAAAACAUUUUAAAGGCAGUGACUGUUGGACCCCAAUCUGGUUAGGACAAUGGUGUCCGUAUUUGACCAAGCUAGAAAAAUAAGAUGGCACAGUAAAAUAAUUCCUCUGUUUGACCAUGUGCUGGUAAAACAGAGUUUGAAAUUUGAUCAAGUUUUUGGAUGAAAUAACAACUGCGAUCAAGUCACUUAAUUGGGAUGUAUUUUACCGCUGCUGCUGACAAGCGGGCCAAAUAUAUUCUUUGCUCUACCUGCGUUUUGUUAGGUAGACAUUUAGUUGUCAUUGCCAGAUAUCAGUACUGCCUAGUCCAUUUGAGAAAGAAUACCAAUUCCUGCCUGUUUUAUAUUGAAUGUAAAGUGCCAUCUAACUACAGAUAGUAUACUCACCAGCGUUACUGCUGGUCUAGAUGAUAAUGCAUGCAAAGACGUGAUUGUAUAUUAGAUUCCUGUAGGUACAACAAUGAAAGUUUACAUUGCUGCUGAAAUGUAUGCCUCAGUCAUACAGGUAUAACAGGAGCACCUAUACAAAUAGCACUUUGUAUGUGUUGUUUUUUGUGUGUUUUGUUUUUGGUGAAAUCAUGAAAAAAAAGAAUUGCUUUCCUGUCCAUGAUUAUUGUAUUGAGUGACCACAUUUUGAAAUAUGCUGCAUACUAUUAUUGUACUGAUAAUCUCUGCUAUGAUGCAUUUCAUGUAGACAUCAAAGUCUGUGUAAUGCCUUUUAAUAUGGUUGUGUUUGUGAUAUGAGGCAGUGAUGUUUUACCGAGUUACUAAAGGUUUUAUGUGAGGUGUGAUAUUUAUAAGUAUAUUUGCAAAACAGCAAUUUGGUGUUUCAGUAUUUUUACUUAUUCUGACCAUAUGUACACUGUGUUAAUUUAGCUUGUGCAAGUGUAGGACGGCACUUAAAAAAAUAAAAGUAGUUGGGGGUAGUUCUACCAGUGAACAUAGUGGACUGUCAGCAAAGCCCCAAACCCCAUUUUCUAAUGUGCUGAAGAGAGUUAGACCUCUAUUGUUGAAGUGUUAUGUUUUUUCUGUGGCAGCAGUCAUUCUAAUUUGAAACACCUGGGGGCACCAUAGGAUCUUACAACAAUACAUACGAGCUUUCUUCACAUGUAUGUUUAUAACAGCAUGUGUAUACAGUAUUAUUUGGAACUGUACUGUUUUGUAAGCUAUCCACCUCGAACCCUGAAAUUGAAUGAAAUAAUUGGAAUAUUGUCAGACUGUGUGAAAAUGUAAACACUCCUCAUUCUGGCAAA
Clupea harengus (Atlantic herring) is the source of this 2004-nucleotide messenger RNA. RefSeq names its product leucine zipper and CTNNBIP1 domain containing (gene lzic). Lineage: Eukaryota; Metazoa; Chordata; Actinopteri; Clupeiformes; Clupeidae. The record is from RefSeq and is a predicted model, not a curated record. Gene Ontology annotation, molecular function: beta-catenin binding.